AUGGAUGAUGUUACUGCACUUCUGUGCAACAUCUGUCCCAAAAGACCGACUUUCAGCGAUGUGUCUCAUUUAUUGACUCAUGUUUCCUCCAAAGCCCAUCUCUCCCAUUACUUCAAGCUCCAGGUGCGGAGCCAUCAAGAGCACGAAGCCGCGACUCUUCUCGAGGAAUACGACCAAUGGUACAAGUCCAACAACCUAGCCAAACUCCUUGCCGACCGAAUGUCCUCUAAGGAUGCUAGGAAGAAGAAAGGCCAUGGAAAGCCUGCCGCGCAGACCAAAGUCGUCUCCAGAAGAAAGGUUGCCCAGCCCAAGGUCCCUCCUGCGACAGCGAACUCCACAGAGUCCUCGUCGCAGGUAUCUUUCCCUGCUUGUCUCGACCCACGACUUGCUAGCUCUAGGUUGAGUAUAGGCCCGGGUGUCGAAGAUGACGACUUCUCUGUCUUUGCAACUUACACCUCCUUGAUCUCGAAUUCGACUUCUGACACUCAACCCCAGCCCGGACUGGACACUGCCAUAUUCGCCAUGGACACCGGACAAGCUCGUGCGGGUGUGGUACCGAAGCAAUUGAAGGAAGAAAAUGGGCUUGACCCGGACGAUGAAGGGCUUUCCCCUUUGAAUUACCCUCCCUUCUCGCCGACAGAGAGUCCAGGGGAUGUGCCAUCACAUCUGUCACAGACGCACUCGAGCUACGACCCUUUCAUUGAUGCCGAUGAGAUUGACAGGGAGAGAUCAGAAGAAAUCUCACGGCUCAAAGGCAUUCUGUGGCCUGGAAUGGAUAUCUUUGACUCGGCCACUGAACAAAUGAAACGGAAACGCAAUCAGAAGAAGGACGAGAGUAUCCUCAAGAAGAUGGAAAAGACGUCUUUGUGCGUCGAGCCUACUGAACUUGUCUUUUCUCCCACUGGGGUUCUCCGUAAGCAACGCGUGAUUUCUGGCAAUGUGGAGGAUAGCAGCCCAUUGAAAGGGGAGACUCCUAUCCCAAGACGACGAACAAAUCGGCCAAAGCGCGUCUUGACCCAGGCAGACUCCAACAUUCUCCGUGCACGCGACCGAAAACGGUCUCAGGAAAAAAGGAAGACCGGGUUGAGCAGAAUAGAUGAUAGCUUGAGCCGAAGUGGGCUUCCUUUCCAUGAAUUGUCUCACUUUGGCAAUGCUCUUCAUACAGACGACGUGGAUGAGUUUGUGUUGACCUUUCGUGAAAAUGACUUUAGGCCCCACGACAGUCUUAGUAUAUUCAGGGAUGACUCUGGCGGCAGGUCAUCAUCGAUGAGAGACCCCUUUGACAGACAUGGACUCCUUGUUGGCGACUCGACCACAAUGAACCCGCAUCAUCUUCAACAGGAUAUGAAUCCAUUACUCUCCACUACAAGGCAUGCUUUGGGUGUUUCCGCAAACAAGGAGAAUAUCGAACCGCUUCUGAAUACUGGGCGGACUGGUGCUUCUAUCGACUGGGACUCCCCAGUUGCAAGAUCCUUACCCGAUAAUACGGCUUAUCCGCCCAAGUGCUUCUUCCAUGAUCCUCAACACAUCGGAUUGAAUCCUUUUGAAAGUCAUGAUAGUCCAGCUGGUUACUCUCACAACCCAUUGGUCGGCUCACUUGGGAAGCUCUCUUCUGAAGAGAACCCUGUAUACACCCCUGAUUUGGAGAGUCACUUUGUUCCCGACCAGAUGCCAAAUCCGGCAUCUCCGGAUGCUACAAUCUCGGAUAUCGGAGAUGAUGCAUUUGAGCGUCUUUAUUUGGAUGGCAGCUCUUACUAG
This is a messenger RNA of Aspergillus terreus NIH2624, 1758 nucleotides long. RefSeq lists its product as uncharacterized. NCBI's taxonomy places the organism in Eukaryota, Fungi, Ascomycota, Eurotiomycetes, Eurotiales, Aspergillaceae. The coding region runs from base 1 to 1758 and encodes 585 amino acids. The record is from RefSeq and is a predicted model, not a curated record. The transcript has a single exon.